AUGACGGAAAGCAGUGGGAGGGCGUUUGCCUUAGCCAUCUCAGUUUUAAUGGUGGUGACAGGUUCUCUGAAUACGAUCUGCGCGAAAUGGGCGGACAGUCUCAAAGCUGACGGUGUAGCUUUCAACCAUCCUUUUCUACAGUCGACUUGUAUGUUUUUCGGAGAAUUCUUAUGCUUAGUCGCAUUCUUUAUUAUUUAUGGUUAUCGAAAACAUCGUUGGAAUUCAGUCAACAUAAGCGGCCAAUCCGGUUCUGUAACUGAUAUUACAUCAGACUCUGAGCCGCAGCUUCCCCAAUUCAACCCUUUUGUAUUUCUGCCGCCAGCAUGCUGUGAUAUUCUUGCAACCUCAAUCAUGUAUAUCGGUUUGAAUCUUACAACGGCUAGCAGUUUCCAAAUGUUGAGAGGUGCUGUUAUCGUCUUCACCGGCCUGCUUUCCGUUGGUAUGUUGGGAGCCCGUAUUCAAGGAUUCAAAUGGAUUGGCAUGAUUUUCGUCAUCCUGGGGCUUGUUGUCGUUGGAGUCACUGACAUCCUUUAUGAUGAUGAUCCACUUGACGAUAAGAACGCCAUUAUCACAGGCAAUUUACUCAUAAUAAUGGCACAAAUCAUUGUUGCCAUACAAAUGGUAUAUGAGCAGAAGUAUCUGAAUCAGUAUGAUGUGCCAGCACUGUUUGCUGUUGGGCUCGAAGGUAUGUUGAUGGAAGGAAUGGGCUUUAUACUUGAGUUUUGCCGCGGAUUACUGAAGGUUUUUAUGUAUGAAAUCUAG
Haemonchus placei is the source of this 762-nucleotide messenger RNA. The record is from the annotation of a GenBank genome assembly. NCBI's taxonomy places the organism in Eukaryota, Metazoa, Nematoda, Chromadorea, Rhabditida, Trichostrongylidae.